This is a messenger RNA of Striga asiatica, 1018 nucleotides long. Lineage: Eukaryota; Viridiplantae; Streptophyta; Magnoliopsida; Lamiales; Orobanchaceae. The record is from the annotation of a GenBank genome assembly.
UGUAGCCUCUAUUAUAUUCUGAACACAGGGAGAUGGAAAGUAAGGAGAGAUGAAAAUCAUUCUCCAAUCUUCACCAAAUCCUCAGUUUCCAUCUCCUCUCCACCAUUUUUCCUGUAAUUUUAAGGUCUCCGCAUAAUAUUUCUUCGAUCGGUAGUCGGUACUCUCCUUAUGUUUGCGUACGUAACCAAGGACUAAAACCUAAGAAAUCGUUUAAUGGAAAAUGGAAUGCAACAUCAACAACAGCGGCUCGAGAGAUAAAGAGGUUACUAUCGAUAUCGAAAAUGGCGAGGGACAACAUGAGUCGAGGCAAGGGCUUGUGCCAAAUUUCGAGAAAGAUAAUAAAAUGGCCGGAGCUCCCAAGCCGCCUCGGCCACCAAGGGGCCCGUCUUUAGAUUCUUCUGACAUGCGGCUGUUAAAGGAAAUAUCCAAGAUUGCCGUGAAGAAAAGGGAGAGAGUCGAACGAAUAAAAGCUUUGAAGAAGAUGAAAGCCCUAUCCUUGUCAUCAUCAUCUUCAUCUUCAUCGUCCUUGUCAUCAUCCAUCUCGGCUAUGGUCAUCACAGUUCUGUUUUUUCUAGUGCUAAUUAUCCAAGGUGUUGGUUGCAGCACUAGUUCGAAUGUGAGGCUUCAUGUGGCUCCUCAGCCAGCGCAAGAGUCGAGAGGGUUGACAGCUGUCCAGUUCUACAGGGCAGUGCAGUAGCUACUUAUACCGACUUGAGUUCGAUGGAAUAUAUUGGCUGACGGCUAACAUAUUACAAAAGAAAGGGAGAAAAAGAUCGAAGCUUGAACCGGUUGUAUUCUUUUAUUUCUUUAUUUAUUUUUCAUGUAUGUGUCUAAGAGGUUGAGCUCUGAGGGCAAAUGGUUUGCUCUGUGCACAUUUCAGGCUGCAAAUUUGUGCUGCAAUUGUGCAGUGUUUCAAUUUGUAAGUUUAAUAUUUGAAGAAUCAAUGGCAAAUGCUAAUUUGAUACUAAUAAUUGCAAUUUUUAUCUACUGUGACUUGGGAGUUUUAGCUUUGCUGUCA